Saccharomyces mikatae IFO 1815 is the source of this 3375-nucleotide messenger RNA. It is a transcript of the gene CAF130, whose product is annotated as CCR4-NOT core subunit CAF130. The transcript has a single exon. Bases 1 to 3375 code for a protein of 1124 amino acids. NCBI's taxonomy places the organism in Eukaryota, Fungi, Ascomycota, Saccharomycetes, Saccharomycetales, Saccharomycetaceae. The record is from RefSeq and is a predicted model, not a curated record.
AUGACAAAGAAGAAGACCACUGUUAAUCAUGUGCAAAAGCCAGUUUUAGCCGGUGGAGAUCCUUCAGGUGGUUCUGUUUGUUGUGAACGUUUUGUUCCAUUACAGGAGUUACUGAAGGACAAAAACUAUGUUCCAUCUGUGGAGAAUUUAGAGAAAGUCUUAUGCGAUGAGACUAUGCUAAAUGAUCAAAAAGUACGUUUUAGUUUAUUAUUUGAGGCUCUCGCAAUUACUUUAUUCACGACAAAUUCAGGGAAGUCAAUUUUACAGUCAAUACAAACUUUCACUUCAAAGAAAAGAAAACUUUGGGCCCAGUCCUUUGAAAAUAACAAUUCGAAUUAUGCUUCGAUCGUAUUUAGCUGGAAAGAUAAUGAUAUAUUACUCUUGAAAUUUGUAAGGUUUCUAUUGGCAAAUAAAACGAUGCCUCUCAAAAUUGAUCGGUACAACCUUCCAGAACACAAACUCCCGUUAAGCUUUUUGAUUGUUUCAAAGAUCAAUAUUCCCUCCAUAUUGCUUAAUGAAGGCUAUAACCUAUUAAAAGAUUAUCUGUACUCGAUAACAGGGCGUAUAGAAGAAUUGUUAAUGUGCAGUCCUAAAUUCAAUCAACCUGCACUUGUCGUCAAGAGGACUCUGAAGGAUUAUGAUAGGAUGAUAGAAUGUGAAAAUUGUUACUGUUGGUAUUAUUUUAAUGCCGAGAAUAGUGCUCAUCUUAAAUUUGAUGAUAACAUCGCUUGUUUGAUGGGUAGUGAGAACAAUACUGAAAAUGGUCUUGGCGAUAGUCGUGUUAAUAACAAUAAUUAUCAUAAACAACCGAAGGAUGUAGUAAUGAGUCGAACAAUCAACGAUCAGGAGCAAAUAUACUCGUUCGAACUGAAUCAUGAUGGAACACUUGAAAUACCCAACGUUAUGAAACAUUCUUUACUAAGGCAUGAGCUUCUUUUUAAAAUCUUGAAUUUGACUCCGGUAUCAACACCACUAUUAGAACUGCAGUUUUCCACAUUAUGUGGCUUAGUAGAUCCAUUAAUGCAACCUACACCUAAUGACAAACAUAUUAUAUCAAUAGACUUCCUUUUCAAGCUUUUUUUGGGUUUAAUGUAUCCAGCAAUCAAAUCUUCACAAGGACACAACGAUCACUACGAUUGGAAAUUUUAUACGUGUUUUAACAUGCAAAAAAUUAUUGAUGCUACUAUGUCGAGGUUAAACUGCUUCGAUUUCAAUAUAUUAAAUUCAGUGAAUAAUACAGAUAGCUCUGUUCAUUGGAGAACGCAACUACAUAGAUGGCUACCGCAUGGCCUGAACACACAAGAUUUAGAAUUACUUUACAUGAUUGAUAUACUGGCAGUAUACACUAUCUACAAGUUGUAUGAAAAAUUACCCAUACAACUAAACCCCUUCCUAUUUUCAUUGAUAUCCCUAUGGAAAAAUCUCUCUUGUGUUAUACUUCUGGCCCUCGAAAUUGAUAGAAUUGAAGAAGAAAAUGGAACAUACGAAACGCCACUCAUGGUUCGCGCCACAAUUCGUGGAGCUGCAGCCUUAAGAUCUGUGAUAGCUACUAUUCUUAAUGGACUAGUGAAAACUAAUGAGCAUGAUUUCAAGCACGAAUCAUUAAAUACAUUCAUGUCACCUUAUGGAAGGAAGUUGUCCCAUGGUGCUUUGUAUGCUGAUUUGAGGUCGCACAGUGCAUCUUUGCUUGCAUUCGGAACAAGUAUCGAAGACGUUACAGAUUUGUUUGCCGAUUUACAAUCAGGCGAUAGAUUUGACGAGGAUAUUAGAUACAUGUUUGAUUAUGAAUGUGCGGAUUAUGACGAAUCCUUUUCCGAAAGCGAUGAUGAAGGAUUGGAGGAAGGUAUUGUUAAUGCAAGAGAAAAAAUAAAAUCCAGUAAUGAUAAUAAUGUUUUUUGUCAGAGAAGGUGCAAUUGUAUCUUUAAUGACGAUAAAUUGGUAGCAGAAGAUGGGCUAAAUGAGGUCUUUGAGUCGACAUGUAAUAGAAAUGGGGAAAGAAGAGUGAGGAAUAAUAUUGAUGUGGUAUCUAAUACCGCUAUCACGACUUCCAAUCAUGUAAGCACAUCAAUUAAUCCAUUUUCUGUUAGAGCAAGAAGCACUUUUGAAUUUGAUUACAGUGGGGAAGAUUGGAGAGAUGUUCCCAGAGAUUUUAAUAUGUACUAUUCACCAUCUUAUCCAUUCAUUCACGAUCCCAAGUUAGAUGUGAUAUUUAACUUAACUUUACGUGGUGCAACCGAAAAGUUGAAUAGAGAAGAGUCUAUAUUGCUAGUACGUUCAGUUGCAUCGUGCGUAAAAAACGAACAGGAUCAAAUGGUGCUAGCAGACUUGAAAACUAAUCUUACAGGAAUAAGCAAACAUGCUGAAGGUGAAAAUAGCACUAGUAUUUCAAAGACAGAUAAUGAGGAGCUCAGAAGAACAACGCCGGAUGAUAUCUACGAAAUAUGGUCUGAAGAGUCUGCUUUCGAAAGGAUGCUGAAUGUCAACCACGAUGUUGCUUGGCGAUUGAUGGAUGAGAUGUUAAUGUGUACCGGUUAUAGGAGGAUAUUAAUAUGGUUCUUUACUCAUCUAGAAUUAAAACAUUCGUUGAUAUAUUACGUUUUUGAAUUAAUAAUGGGUUUACGUGGUAAGGCCUUUUCUGGAAAGGCCAGUGACCAAGAUAAAAAGGAUGAUAUGAUAUAUGAAAUCCUGAAGAAAAAGCAGAAGAACGAUGAUGCUUCAAGCCUUCCAUUUUCAAGACAAGGCCCCAUUAUAUUAUCUGAUAUUGAAACCAAGAUGUUGCUGCAAGAGUUCUUUAUGAAUGCUGCAAUUUUUUUGUCGUCAAAUAAUAGCGAAGAGGAGAAUGAAGAUGGUGAAAAAAUCUCUUUAUAUUCCCUCGGUUUAGUUAGGCUGAUAUGUUACAUGGUACAAACACUCAUCACAAACGACAAGUUUUUUUUUACCAAAUCAGAGUGUACCUUCGAGCUUCAAACUUUACUAAUGACGUGGAUCGGUAUCCUUCCUGAAGCCAAAGAUUUGUUUUUCGAGAUUAAAACAAGAUUAGCUAUGGAAGAAGACAAUGAUACUGGUACUAUGCAACACGAGGGCAGGAGAAGUCUUGAUAUAGAAAAGAAACUAAACACAAAACCAGCUUCUAAACUGAAUCUGAAAUUGCUGAGCCUAUUUCCGUCUAAUUCUGCAGACAAUGGUGAGAAUUCUGCCAUUAACACACUGCGUAAUUUCAUUACUGAUUACUCCUUCGACACACAAGUAAAUCCUCCAGGAAGAAAAGUGGUAUUCUACGAUGGCAAGAUUUUACCCUUAACAAAGGCCGAUAAGCCUAUACCCCUUCAUGAAUAUAUAACACUAGCAGAACUCGAUGUGGGGGAUAGUGAGUGA